UCAAAUCUUGCAUGUUCAACUCCUCUCCCUCUUUUACAUUAAAUAUAUCUGGUAGAGAGUUGAACAUGGACCCACCUAAUCCAAAAGGGUCCCACAAAUAUGAACCACCGGCGCCGUCGAUGGCGGUGCCACCACCGCCGCCCGUAUAUCCCGGAAAUGCCAUGCCACCAUACCCGUACCCGUACCCGUACCCAUACCCAUACCCAUACCAAUACCAAUACCCAUACCCAUACCCAUACCCACAAGGGAAAUGCCUGUCGCCGGAAUCGGCUGAAUGCGCCGGGAAAGGGGACGGCGCUCCGAUGGAAUCUUUCCCAAACAAGAACGUGUGGGUCCCACCAUCUCCCGGAAAAGGAACCGCCGGAGCGUACGAAUGCGUGAACGGGUUUCCGGCGGGUCCGCCGUCGCCGAGCACCUCAAGCGUGAUGUAUCUUCAGAGAAUCGGCACCGGCAGCACAAGCGAUGGGGACCACGAAAUAGCCUGGUCAACUAACCUUUUUGGAUGUUUAGCAGAUUUUAAUACUUGUCUCAAAACAUGUUUUUGUCCAUGCAUAACGUCAGGACAAAUUGCAGAAAUUGUCAGCGAAGGAAAAACCUCAUGUUUGGAGGCAACAAUAAUCCACGGAUUGUUACUUUAUCUGUUCAUAGCCCCAUCUAUAUACACAUGCCUCAACAGAAGCAAACUGAGAAGAAGAUUCAAGUUGAAAGGGAACAAUUUCACAGAUUGCCUUACUCAUGCUUUUUGCUGCUUUUGUGCUCUCUGUCAAGAGUAUCGCGAGCUUUAUAACCAGGGAUAUGAUCCUGCCAUUGGUUGGCUUAAGAAUCUUGAGAGAGACAGAAACACAGUAGCUGUGUUCAGAAUAACUCCACCGAUAGCGGAAAAAGGGAUGGCAAGAUAAGAGUUUUUAACAGACUCGCCAUUUUGGUACGGUACUGCCCCGGAUGGAUGGCAUUCAUCAUGAGCAGAAAAUGUGGAAAAGGGGAUGAGAAAGAGAGAGGAAUUGAAGACUACACAAUUUAGGAGAGGGCUUUGGGGCUUUGUUAAAGGAGCUACACAAGCUAAGAUUGAAGAUCUGGAUGCAUGUAUAUAUGCAUUGCAAUUUUUGAAAUUAAGACUUAGAUCUAAUAUGAAUAUGUUUUUGGAAUAUAUUGAAAUUGUACGUAUAGUAGAAUGCUCUUGAUGGAUGCUUUGCUUAAUUGGAAAAAAAAAAAAUACUCGAAACAAGUUUUUUGGUAAACCUAUUUACUUGUAUUGAGUUAUUAUAUGUCUUUUACUUUGAAAAUUAAAAAAAUUUCAAGAAAA
Molecule: messenger RNA, 1303 nt
Organism: Ipomoea triloba (trilobed morning glory)
Lineage: Eukaryota; Viridiplantae; Streptophyta; Magnoliopsida; Solanales; Convolvulaceae
Product: cell number regulator 10-like
Exons: 5
Coding region: 12-899 (295 amino acids)
Source: RefSeq, a predicted model, not a curated record